CAUUGCCGGGCCUGCCUGGCCGCCCUGCGCAGCGACCUUGCCUCCUCUUUCCCGGCGGAGCGGGUCAGCGGGCCUGACAGGGAGCCUUCCUGACCGAGUCCACGUCUCCCCACGGCCAGACAAGUCUCCGGCCCGGCCCACGUCGCCAGUCCCCAGGCUUGGAGGAACGGCCCGAGCCCAGGAGAACCACAUCUACGUCCCAGCCCCGGAGGCUCCUGUGGGCAAGAUCGUGAGCCAACGGGUUCCUGAGGCCCCUCCUGGCCAGGCAGGGUUUCUCCGCGCGUUUCCGAGGAGCCCUGCCUGGCCGGGCGGCUGGACAAACAGGUCGUAGCACCGAUCGCGCCCGCCCCCAGCAGGGGUCCUGCACAGGCUUGUCCCUGACCCCCACCCAAACCCGUUCUUCCGCUUUCCCCCCAAACAGUGCACUUGCCGGCGGUCCCAACCCAGCAGGAGGAGAGUGGACAUGAGGUUGGCAGGCCCUCUCCGCAUUGUGGCCCUAGUCGUCAGUGUGGGUCUCACAUGGAUCGUGGUCAGCAUCCUCCUGGGUGGGCCUGGCAGUGGCUUUCCUCGCAUCCAGCAACUCUUCACCAGUCCAGAGAGCUCGGUGACUGCAGCGCCACGGGCCAGGAAGUACAAGUGCGGCCUGCCCCAGCCAUGUCCUGAGGAGCACCUGGCCUUCCGUGUGGUCAGCGGGGCCGCCAACGUCAUUGGGCCCAAGAUCUGCCUUGAGGACAAGAUGCUGAUGAGCAGCGUCAAGGACAACGUGGGCCGUGGGCUGAACAUCGCCCUGGUGAACGAUGUCAACGACCUGUUGAAGUUUAUUCGGCCACUGCACGAAGGCACCCUGGUGUUCGUGGCAUCCUACGACGACCCAGCCACCAAGAUGAAUGAAGAGACCAGAAAGCUCUUCAGCGAGCUGGGCAGCAGGAACGCCAAGGAGCUGGCCUUCCGGGAUAGCUGGGUGUUUGUGGGGGCCAAGGGUGUGCAGAACAAGAGCCCCUUUGAGCAGCACGUGAAGAACAGUAAGCACACCAACAAGUACGAAGGCUGGCCCGAGGCACUGGAGAUGGAAGGUUGCAUCCCGCGGAGAAGCACGGCCAGCUAGCACGGCCAGCGCCAGGACCAGGCCGAGGGAGGCCAGGCCAAGGGAGGCACGCGCGCUGCCGGGUGGACGGAGGCCGAGGCCCACACCCCACGCCUGGGCAGGAGUGCUCUGUGGCCCCAACACACUGGGGCUCUGAGGCAGUGACCAGAAUGUGGUCUCAAGGUGGUGGAGGAUAUGGGGGCUGCAGGGGCUAGCUCUGUCGCACUUUGUCACGGGAGCCCAGGGUACCCGCCUCCUUUUCGUAACACUGUUCCCCCGGUCAGCCCAUCUAGCCCUGUCCUCCUGCAUUCUUCACACCAUCUCCGUCCCCAUCCCGAGUCCUGGAACAGCCCUGGGUGCCCGCCCCUCACUGUGCAACUCUGGGAGCAGACCCCGGCAGGUUGGGACAUCUUCCAGAACCUCUCCCUUCUGGAACCACCCUCUGCACUGCGGGCUAAACAUGUUUCCAGUGUGAUUCCUUCCAGUGAGCCAAACCCGGUGGCUGCUUCAUGAGC
Molecule: messenger RNA, 1599 nt
Organism: Mandrillus leucophaeus (drill)
Lineage: Eukaryota; Metazoa; Chordata; Mammalia; Primates; Cercopithecidae
Gene: FAM3A
Product: family with sequence similarity 3, member A
Exons: 8
Coding region: 464-1105 (213 amino acids)
Source: RefSeq, a predicted model, not a curated record